AUGUUCAUGCGGUACUUUUUCGAGGAAGACCGCACUGCAGUGACGCUGGGGACAGUGGUUGAGGCCGAGCCCGCGCUGCCACCGUUGAGUGCGCACAUCUUUCUGAAAGACAAGGCAUCGUAUCUUGUUCUCGCAGAUGACGGGGCAAGACGCAAUGAUGAGUUCUCAGAAGAGUUCAGCGAGAGAAUCAAACAAUGGAGAAUCCGGCAGCAAAAGGAGGGAGAGGGCAAGACUGUAAGAAUGAACCUGCAAGAAGCCUUUCGUUGA
Messenger RNA from Fonsecaea multimorphosa CBS 102226, 267 nucleotides. RefSeq lists its product as uncharacterized. The record is from RefSeq and is a predicted model, not a curated record. The transcript has a single exon. NCBI's taxonomy places the organism in Eukaryota, Fungi, Ascomycota, Eurotiomycetes, Chaetothyriales, Herpotrichiellaceae. Bases 1 to 267 code for a protein of 88 amino acids.